AUGGAGACGAGUUCAAAUAAGAAAGUCCAGUAAGUUGUUUUCAAUUCAUAUUCGUAAUGAGUAUUAAAACUAAACCAGGAAUUUAAUCAAAAUGAUUUACCCGAGUUUUUUUAAGGAAAAAAAUCGCUGAAGCUAAACAUUAUUGUAGUUUUUCAGAUUCAAAGUCAGUGAGCUUGCUGUUAGAGAAAGAAACAUAUUGCUGAGCGAGAAAUUUAAAACAAAGAUGAAAGAAGAAGAGAAGGCAAGUGGAAUUGAAUGUCAUUUGAAAGGGGUUGGAAAAGGCUCUGGAAGAAAUAGCCGCAGCUGCAGCUGA
Messenger RNA from Pocillopora meandrina, 313 nucleotides. The record is from the annotation of a GenBank genome assembly. NCBI's taxonomy places the organism in Eukaryota, Metazoa, Cnidaria, Anthozoa, Scleractinia, Pocilloporidae.